GAGUAACAACAGUGUGUCAAAGUAGCAAUCAUCGUUCCAUCGUCCGUCGGUUGCUUCAGUCGAGCGGUGUAUAUUUUCGGAAUUUUUGCGCGACCUGCCGAUACAUCGGGAUUUUCCUACGCGGCUUGUGCGGCCGGUUUCGGUACCUGUCUGGGUUCAGAGAGGUGAAGUGUAGUUUUCGUUGCAGUUUUGCAGUGCAUCGUCGUCCAUCCAGCGCAGCGUGAGAAGGUGAGAGAAUUUACUUUUUCUCAUCGAGGAACUCAUCGUACACCACCGGACCGGGGGCUAAAGUUAGAGCAACCGUAGUGGCCUUACUGCUAGUAGUCGUAUGUUAUCCACCGAUCAGAGUGGAGGAACUGUUUUCGGUUUGAACACGCAUUCGAUCCACCCCCCUCCGGAAGUAAACAGGCCUUCAAUCGACUCUGGCAGGGCCGAUGAAAUUGCGGGAGCGGCUAAAGGCAAAAACAAAAUCUGUUCUGAAAAGCUUGAAUGCAUGUGCCAAUCGGGUUGGAAAGAUGGACUCCAAUCAGCAGCAAAGCGGCGGUAAGUUCAUGGACAAGAAGAAGCCUCAGUCUCUGACGAAAACCGUCGUGAACGUGUUCCACAAGUUUCUGGUGCUGCUAGUGCGAUGGUUCUUGAAGUUAAUUUACGGCGAACAUGGCCCGAAAAUGCCCCCCAUUCGGAACUUGAUCCUAAUGGAGUCGGCCACUUCACUGGCACUGAAAAUCCGCACACGAAAGCUCACCAGUGUCGAGGUAAUGGAAGCAUUCAUCGCUCGCUGCGAGGAGCUUAACCCGCAGUUUAAUAUAGUGGUCGAUCAGCGCUACCAGGAAGCCCUGAAGGAUGCCGAAAAAGCCGACAAGUUAAUCGCUUCCGGAACGCUGACCGUCGAGCAGCUAGCCAGUGAGAAACCAUUCCUGGGUGUUCCCAUUUCUACCAAAGACUGCAUUAAAGUUAAAGAUCUCCUGCAUACUGCUGGCAUUUGGAAGCGGAGGCUAAUUCGUGGCGACUGUGAUUCGCACGCAAUGGCACUAAUGCGCAAAGCCGGGGCGAUUCCGUUUGCCCUGACCAAUGUUCCCGAGUGUUGCAUGUGGUGGGAAACUGUCAACACGUUGCACGGUCGCACACGAAACCCCUACGAUGCCAACCGAAUAGUUGGUGGAUCCAGCGGUGGCGAGGGAGCCAUCCAGGCCGCUGCCGGAUCGCCGUUCGGUUUGGGUUCGGACAUCGGUGGUUCCAUUCGGAUGCCGGCAUUCUUCAACGGGAUUUUCGGUCACAAACCAUCGAAACACAUUGUAUCGAACGAUGGACAGUACCCGGAGCCGGUCAGCGGAGAGCAGGAUAUGUUUUUAGUCAUUGGACCAAUGUCUCGCUAUGCUACGGAUUUGAAACCGAUGCUACAGAUUAUUGCUGAUCAGAACGCCAAAAAGUUGCGCUUGGAUGAACCGGUAGAUUUGAAACAGGUUAAAUUUUUCUAUCAACUCAAUGACGGAGGCGGCAGUUUGGUGUCUCCGGUAGAUAUGGACAUUCGAGAUGGGAUGGAAAAGGCGAUGGCUCACUUCCGCUCCACGGUUAAAGCAGAUGUUCGCAAGGUUUAUCUGGAUAAGUUGCGAAAGUCAGCACAGAUAUGGUUCGGUAACAUGAAACAAAAGGAAGAAAUAACGUUUGACGCUCAGUUGGCCAAUUUGGAUGGAAAAAUCAAUCCUUAUGUUGAACUGCUCAAGUGGUUCGUGGGACAAUCGAAUCAUACCUUUAUUGGAAUAAUGACGGCAAUCACCGAACGCAGUGGAGUUCAGUACGACACUCCUCUAUACCACUAUUUGGUGAGUCAGCGGAAUGAAUUGCUGCAGGAGCUUACGACGAUGCUGGGGGAUAAUGGCGUUUUUAUCUAUCCGACCCAUCCAACGGUCGCCCCGUACCACAACGAACCAUUGGUUCGGGCACUCAACUUCAGUUACACUGCGAUUAUAAAUGUUCUGGGUCUGCCCUCCACCUCCGUGCCACUGGGACUGGGUCGCGAGGGUCUCCCAAUUGGUCUGCAAGUGAUAGCAAACGUGAACCAGGACAGGCUCUGCUUGGCAGUAGCUUGUGAGCUGGAGCGAGUUUUCGGGGGAUGGGUCGCACCGGAGGUGUUGGCCUGAAUGCGUUCAGCAAGUGGCGCAAGUUGUUGGGACCAGUGAUACCACCUGUGUAUCACGGGAUACGAAACUUAAGCGAUUUAUUUCCUAUUAGAAUGGAAUAUUUGUUUUCUAUAGAUUAAGAAACAGAGCUUAAUAUUGUGCGAAAACGAAAUAUACAAGGUGUUAGAGGAUA
Sabethes cyaneus is the source of this 2313-nucleotide messenger RNA. RefSeq names its product fatty-acid amide hydrolase 2-A. The record is from RefSeq and is a predicted model, not a curated record. The transcript has 6 exons. The coding region runs from base 435 to 2141 and encodes 568 amino acids. Lineage: Eukaryota; Metazoa; Arthropoda; Insecta; Diptera; Culicidae.